AUGGACCUCGCCGAAGCACAGGCCGCCGCCCUCUCUGAGGGCCUGGUGCUCGUGCGCUGCCUUGGCAACUCAACAGGAUUCAAGGGUGUUCAAGCGGAUGGCAAGGGGGGGUUUCGAGGCUUCUACACGCACGGGUCGAAAGGCCGAAGAUCGAACCGACAACUUCGUUCGGUGGGCUCCGCCAACGAAGCCGCGCUCGAGCUCUCGCGGAUGCUCCGCUGGACAGCUGCUUGCCAGUGCCGCGUCUGCGAUCCGCCGGCCCCGCUACCGGCGGCACGGGAAGAGGCCGCUGUCGUUGCUGCAGCAGCUCAGGCGGACCUCACGCUCGCAACGUGCGGCAGUGCGAACGGGUACAAGGGAGUGGACCAUGUAGAAGGCACCAACCCAAAGCGCUUCCGCGUGCGUCCGGAGAUGAUCGCUCGGCUCGGACUCGAGCGGCCGCCGCGGGGCUUUAGAACCGCGCCUGAGGCCGCGUUCUGGAUCGCCGAGCGGCUCGGCCCGGAGAGGUCGGCCGACUUUGCGGCGGGCCGUGCGACCUGGGACAAGGACGAGAUCGACGACGCGCUGCUGCAGACCGCCGACGGCCAGGCCUUCGGUGGCACAAUGUCGAGGUCUCUCUUCGGGGGAUUCGCGUGCGACUCCUGCGCUUUCAAGCCCGCGGGCGAGGGUUGCGGGCUGCUCUUCCGCUCCGCGCACGCGGCGCGCCUCCAGGGGCAGCGGUGCGAGGAGGCUGCGUGGGCGGGCGACGCAGAUGCGUCGUGGGACGUGCGGCACCCACACCGCGGGCCAGGCGGGCGGUUGAUCCCGGACGGCAUCUACCGGUGCUCGCACCGCACCGCCAACGGCACCUGCUGCGCCUUCGCGCUAGAGGGGAUCCCGCUGUACGGCAACUUCGACCACUACAAGUAUUACGGGUGCCAGGAACCUGCGCUGGCCCUGACGCGGGCGGUUGAGGCGCACGACAGGUCACACGCCGACAUGCCGCUCACCGUCGAGGAGUGCUACGAGGCUUGUUUCGCGGCGACAUGCCAGGGCUACGAACGCAAGUACGAGCUGGAGACGUCGGCCGACAACGAGUCGGGCUUCGCGGGUGUGUCGGUCCGCCAAGGAGGCAAGAAGCGCUACCAUGUUUUCGAGGUUGAUGGCAUGUUUGCCACCGCCCACGAGGCCGCCCUCGCCCGCGCCAAGGCGCGUACCAAGGCGCGGAAGCAGCAGGCGCGGCACGAGGUGCGCUCCUCGCGUGCGGCCACUCUCUUGCCUUGA
Messenger RNA from Emiliania huxleyi CCMP1516, 1263 nucleotides. RefSeq lists its product as hypothetical. The transcript has a single exon. Lineage: Eukaryota; Haptophyta; Isochrysidales; Noelaerhabdaceae. Bases 1 to 1263 code for a protein of 420 amino acids. The record is from RefSeq and is a predicted model, not a curated record.